GUUCGUACCCCAUAUAGGUGGGCGGUAAUCCAUCUCUCACACCAGUCAGACCAGCAGGCAGGGCAGGAGCAGGAAGAGAGCUCUCGUGGAGAAGGGGAGUCGGUGAUGCUGGGCCUGGAGAGGAGAUGGCUGGCAAUCGAUUAGGUUCAUUCAAGAGCGCGCGUGGUUCCAAAGACAGUCGCAAGAGACAACGAUCUGGCGCGAUGGUGGCCGGGGCGGUCUCUCUAAUCUUGGCGCUGGCCUUCCUGCCGAUCAUCCUGACCGGACCCGCGGAUCCCGCCACGCCGCUGCCGCCGAUGCCUGUGACACUACCAGAUGACCUUGACAGCGGCGGCACCGUCGCCGACCUCGGCAGAGAAAAGCCCGCACCAGCAGCAGCAUCGGCGUCGGGCGUCGCCCGUAGAGUAGAACUCGCCGCCGCCGGAGUAGCAGGCCGCGGCGGCAGCAGCAGCAGCAGCAGCAGCAGCAGCAGCAGCGGAGGCUACUCAGACAUCCAUGAGUCCCGACAAGGGUUCGAUGGACAGCAGAGUUGGAGGAGGGAGCAGGAGGAGGGGUGGGGUGGGGGGUGGGCGGGGGGAGGAGAUUCGGCUGUGCCGGAGGACCUCUCCGCCGGGCGCGCUGCGGGGGGGGGAGCAAUGGGUGUUGUAGCGGAAGGGGAAGGGGGAAAGUUGAGGGACGGGAGAAAUCGCUGCUUCGUGGGGGCGGAGGGAGUCCACCGGUGCUACCCCACCGUGUUCUUUUUCGGGACGUCUAAGUGCGGGACGACGUCUCUCGCGAGAUGGCUGGACUACCACCCCGCCACGCACUGGGUGGCCAACCCCCGCAGGCCGCACCAGAUCGAGGAGACCGGGGUGAAGGAGGCGCACGUGUUCGACGAUCCUCCCAAGGGCGACCAGGCGUUCGAGGAGGGAAUGCAUCACGAAAAAUUGUUCAUCACGACGCCCAAGUCGGACGCGGAAGACGUUGUCAUCGACUACACGCCUCAUUAUAUCGCGGUGGCGGAGGCCCCCCACCGUAUCGCGGACAUCUACGGGGGCAGAGAGUCCGGGCUGAAGUUUAUCGUGACGCUUAGGGAGCCGGUGGGCCGGGCCAUCAGCUCCUGGGAGUUCAAGAACGAAUACAACCCGAAGAAAGGACGCCGAGAGGAGUCGCGAUCUCUGGCCAAGACAAUUGAGGAAGGGGGGCGACGCGCGAUGAAGCUUCACGCCUGCCUAGCCCUCGCCAAGUCCAAGGCUGUCAGCCCCCGGGAUCGCGACUUGAAGCUCUGCAACCCCCGCAACUUUUUGGAGGUCCCUCUGUACGUUUCGCAUGUCGGCAAGAGCAUGUACGCCUUGCAGCUAGAGCGGUGGUUUGACCUCUUCGGCCGAGAGAACUUUAAGGUUGUGUUCACGGAUGACAUGGCUGUCGACCCCGUGGGAGUUCUCGAGGACGUGCUACACUUCCUGGGGCUGGAGCUCACGAGCGAGGAUGAGUCCAAGGGAUUGCCGGACAUGAAGAGGUGGAAAAAGAUCACUGGAAUGGCGUACAACAAGACCAAGUCUAAGAAGAAGGACGAGCUGGGUGCCCAGGUAACGGACGAGGUGGAGGAGGGGCUGCGGAAGUUCUUUGAGCCCCACAACGAAGCCCUCGAGGAGCUCCUAGGCCAACCGCUCCCAGAAGCAUGGGGCUCGUGAACCAGUGGGAAUGGACGGCGUACAGCUAGCUAGAUACAAGUCGAGUUCAAGGGGGGGGGUGCUCAUGGCCGUGCAUGCCGUAGUCUUUGGAGCAUUGACAUCGCAUCCCUACUGUACACUGCCCGGGAUGGAGCACGCUGGGUUCUCACCGGACCAGGCUCUCACGUCACCAAGCGCGAAGCGUCGUGAGGUGUUCGUCGAGUCGCAUGGAUAGCUAGAGCUGCAUCCUGCAGGGGGGGGGGGGGGNGGGGGGGGGGGGGGGGGGGGGGGGGGGGGGGGGGGGGUGUUCGUGCGAUCCUUGCGACGCAAACAGCUGCCAACAACAAUACCAGCGGGUUGGUGGGGGGGGUACUCUGGUGCCCCAGAAGAGCGUUCGUUGCCUCUUGAAUUCGCAAGCGGAACUGGUGCCGUCGUGUUCACGUGUUCUCAGCGUUGGUGGGGCGUGUCGUAGGCAUAGAAUGCGGGGGCAAGAGGGAACGGAACAUGCCGAGGACGCGUGAAGCGGGGAAUAAGGUAUUGUUGUACAAUGACAAUGUAAAUGUUGUGUUUUCUCUCUUAGCCUGUGCGCAAUGUCCGAACAUUGCGGGAACACGGCAUGUUCGCUAAAUAGGGAGUCCUGCGGGUCAGACAGCGCCCCCGCCGAUCGGGUUGCCUUGGCCCGCGAGAGACCGGGGGGGAGGGGGGGGAGUCACUGCACUGGAACCGUGCGGCGAAGCCUUGAUGGCCGUGUCUUUUUUUCGGAGACCGGACACGGCGUCGGCGGCGAAGAAGCAGCGGGAAGCCAUUUUCGAGCUCUUGGAUUCUAUUCUACUGCUGUAUACCGACGUUCGGAACACAACACAGAGUAAUAACUUGCACAGCCGUUCAAAGCAAGUUGUUAAGUUUGAUGUCUGUCUGUUUCCACCGAUAUCUGGGUGUCGGUUCCAGGCAUCUACUAUUAUGUGGUGUUUUCUAGACGAUUGUUAGUUGUAGCGUGCCGUUGCUUCUCCUGUUUUGGAAAUGGAGGUCUGGAAGUAUGAGUGAGGCCGUCGGGCGCCAAUGAGCCGGUAGGAUGGGGUUGAUACCCGGCACGGCAAGGGGGGGUGGGGUGGGAGUUGUUCGGGUAGUGUAGAUUAAUGUUCUUCAUUUUAGCCUUUCGUGUGUUUGUUGCUCUUUUUGGUGGGUCGGCACUCUUGUUGGUACAGUAUCACCAUGUGCGCCGACUGCUGUUGUAGGUUACUACGUGUUUGUGCUGCCGUUUGUUGUUCUAUGGAUGAAUACAUACAACUCAGUCUGUUCGACCACGUUGUUGUUAGUCGCGGAGAGGUUAAAACACAACCAACCCCACGAGGAACGGAACUUGCUUGCAACUUGCAACUCCAUUUCGUAGAUCCUGUUCUUGGUGGCGACGUAGUAAGCAUGAAACAUCGACCCGAAAUGAUUUCCUUGC
This is a messenger RNA of Ectocarpus sp. CCAP 1310/34, 3102 nucleotides long. Lineage: Eukaryota; Phaeophyceae; Ectocarpales; Ectocarpaceae. The record is from the annotation of a GenBank genome assembly.